GCCAUAUUGCCACUUUGAUCAUAACCCAAGCGCGCCUACGAGAUGCCGUUCAAAGCCCGCUCCAACGACCAGAACAAGGUCAUCGUCGUCGGUAUCGCCAAGACGCUCGAUGACGCUGCGCUCUCGGAUAUGUUUGGCCUCUACGGCACGGUCGCCGAGGCCAAGGUCGUCAAGAACGACAAGGGUGAGUCGCGCGGCUUUGGCUUUGUCACGUACGCGGGCGCCGCGGCCAAGAACAAGGCCAUCAAGCACAUGCACCAGUCGACGGUCGACGGCCGCGUGCUCACGGUGCGCGACGUGAUUCCCAAGGCGGACCGCGAGCCCGAGGCGGCCAAGUCCGACAAACCGAAAACUGGCGUCUGCUGGGCGUUCCAGAAGGGCCUGUGCGAGAAAGGCGACGCGUGCAAGUACCCGCACGAUGUCAAGGACGGCGAGUACGGCUCGUGCUUUGAGUUUGCGCAGCAGGGCAAAUGCAAGCGCGGCGACGCGUGCAAGUUUCUCCACGGCCCGAAGGAGAAGGAGACCGACAAGUUUGCGAGCGACGACGAAGACGAAGCUGACGCAGCGGAAAAGCCAGUGGUCGCCAAGGUCGAGGUUGACCCGACCAAGCCCCGCGUCUGCUUUGCCUUCCAGAAGGGCAAGUGCCACCGUGGCAAGUCGUGCAUGUUUCUUCACGAAAUGCUCACGACCGAGGUCGCCGCGUCGACACCGGUGGAGACCAAGAAGCGCAAGCGCGACGAGACGACGCCACAAGAGGAGCUUGAGAUCCUCUUCCAGGCCGAAGACGACGCGCUCCUCAAGUACGAACAAGCCAAGAGCGCGCGCAUGGCCAAGGAGGCCGAGAUCGCAUCGAGCUCGGGCGGUGCCAAGACGACCAAGGAUGCUCCCAAGCCCGUCAAGAAGGAAGCCCCGGCGAAGAAGGAAGCAGCGGCAAAGAUGGAAGCCCCGGUGAAGAAGGAAGCCCCGGUGACGAAGGAUGCACCGGCUAAGAAGGAUGCGACCGUCAAGAAGGUCGUCAAGAAGGAGGUGCCCGUGAAGAAGGAGGCGCCCAAGGCCAAGGCGAUCGUGACCAAGAUGCCGGUGACGGCGCCGAUCGACAUGGGCGCGGCAUUCGACAGCUCGGACGACGAAAAGCCGGCGGCCAAGAAGGCCAAGAAGACGACCGACGGGAAGCCGCGGCUGCUGGCGUCCGACCACCGCAAGCUGCGCCAAGAGAAGAAGAAGGCGGCGCUCGCGCUCCUGAAAUCCAAAAAGGAGAUUGCCGUCGCGCACGACUAACGAUCAUGAUUAACUAACUAACUAGACACAUUCUACACUGCACA
Molecule: messenger RNA, 1322 nt
Organism: Saprolegnia diclina VS20
Lineage: Eukaryota; Oomycota; Saprolegniomycetes; Saprolegniales; Saprolegniaceae
Exons: 1
Coding region: 43-1278 (411 amino acids)
Molecular function (GO): RNA binding; metal ion binding
Source: RefSeq, a predicted model, not a curated record